Messenger RNA from Phyllostomus hastatus (greater spear-nosed bat), 1984 nucleotides. It is a transcript of the gene PDIA3, whose product is annotated as protein disulfide isomerase family A member 3. Gene Ontology annotation, biological process: protein folding; response to endoplasmic reticulum stress. The transcript has 13 exons. The record is from RefSeq and is a predicted model, not a curated record. NCBI's taxonomy places the organism in Eukaryota, Metazoa, Chordata, Mammalia, Chiroptera, Phyllostomidae. Gene Ontology annotation, cellular component: endoplasmic reticulum; cell surface. Gene Ontology annotation, molecular function: protein disulfide isomerase activity. Bases 143 to 1660 code for a protein of 505 amino acids.
CUGGGGGGGUUGGGAUCUCCGGCUUCAGGUCCGGCUAGGCUAGAAGCGAGAGCGCAGGCAGAGGGUGCGUGGUCGCAGGCCCGACUCCCGCAGUCCCCACGGAGCCCCGACCCUGCAGGCCGCCCCACCUCACCUCGUCGCCAUGCGCCUCCGCCGCACAGCACUGUUCCCUGGCGUGACGCUGCUUCUCGCCGUGGCCCGCCUAGUUGCUGCCUCCGACGUGCUGGAACUCACGGACGACAACUUCGAGAGUCGCAUCUCCGACACGGGCUCUGCGGGCCUCAUGCUCGUCGAGUUCUUUGCCCCUUGGUGUGGACACUGCAAGAGGCUGGCCCCUGAAUAUGAAGCUGCAGCCACCAGGUUAAAAGGAAUAGUCCCAUUAGCAAAGGUUGAUUGUACUGCCAACACAAACACCUGUAAUAAGUAUGGAGUCAGUGGAUAUCCAACCCUGAAGAUUUUCAGAGAUGGUGAAGAAGCAGGUGCUUAUGAUGGGCCCAGGACUGCUGAUGGAAUUGUCAGUCACCUGAAGAAGCAGGCAGGACCAGCUUCAGUUCCUCUUAAGACGGAGGAAGAAUUUGAGAAGUUCAUGGGUGAAAAAGAUGCCUCUGUGGUGGGUUUUUUCAAGGAUCUAUUCAGUGAAGCUCACUCUGAAUUUCUAAAAGCAGCCAGCAACUUGAGGGAUAACUACCGAUUUGCACACACCAAUGUUGAGUCUUUGGUGAACAAGUAUGAUGAUAAUGGAGAGGGUAUCACCUUGUUUCGUCCCUCACAUCUGAUGAACAAGUUUGAGGACAGAACUGUGGCAUAUACAGAAGAGAAAAUGACCAGUGGCAAGAUUAAAAAAUUUAUCCAGGAAAACAUUUUUGGUAUCUGCCCUCACAUGACAGAAGAUAAUAAAGACUUGAUACAGGGCAAGGACUUACUUGUAGCUUACUAUGAUGUGGACUAUGAAAAGAAUGCUAAAGGUUCUAACUACUGGAGAAACAGGGUGAUGAUGGUUGCAAAGAAAUUCCUGGAUGCUGGACACAAACUCAACUUUGCUGUAGCUAGCCGCAAAACCUUUAGCCAUGAACUUUCUGAUUUUGGUUUGGAAAGCACUGCCGGAGAGAUUCCUGUUGUUGCUAUCAGAACUGCAAAAGGAGAGAAGUUUGUCAUGCAGGAGGAGUUCUCGCGUGAUGGCAAGGCUCUUGAGAGAUUCCUGCAGGAUUACUUUGAUGGCAGCCUGAAGCGAUACCUAAAGUCUGAGCCAAUCCCAGAGAGCAAUGAUGGGCCCGUGAAGGUAGUAGUAGCAGAGAAUUUUGAUGAAAUAGUGAAUGAUGUAAACAAAGAUGUGCUGAUUGAAUUUUAUGCUCCUUGGUGUGGCCACUGUAAGAAUCUGGAACCUAAGUAUAAAGAACUGGGAGAGAAGCUUAGAAAAGACCCAAACAUUGUCAUAGCCAAGAUGGAUGCCACAGCCAAUGAUGUGCCUUCUCCAUAUGAAGUCAGAGGUUUUCCUACCAUCUACUUCUCUCCAGCCAACAAAAAGCUAGAUCCAAAGAAAUAUGAAGGUGGCCGUGAAUUAAGUGAUUUUAUUAGCUAUCUACAGCGAGAGGCUACAAAUCCCCCUAUAAUUCAAGAAGAAAAACCCAAGAAGAAGAAGAAGGCACAGGAGGAUCUCUAAAGCAGCAGCCAUACAUGCCACUUUGUAAAAGACUCUUCCACCAGAGCUGGGAAAACCAUUGGGGAGGACUGGGACCCAUGUGGGAUUAUUACCUCUCAGGGCUGAGAGGGUAGAUGGAUAUAAUCUGAAUCCUGUUAAAUUUUCUCUAAACUGUUUCUUAGCUGCACUGUUUAUGGAACUACCAGGACCAGUUUAUGUUUAUGGUUUGGGGAAAAAAUGUGUUGUGGGGUUGGGAAUUGUGUUGGGGGGUUAUUUUCUAAUUUUUUUUUGUACAUUUGGAACAGUGACAAUAAAUGAGCCCCCUUUAAACUUUUUUUUCCAUGA